Molecule: messenger RNA, 3810 nt
Organism: Salmo salar (Atlantic salmon)
Lineage: Eukaryota; Metazoa; Chordata; Actinopteri; Salmoniformes; Salmonidae
Source: RefSeq, a predicted model, not a curated record
AAAAUGGAGUUUGAAUAAGUUUUAAUUUCUGAAAGUUUGCACGGCCAAAGUGCCCGAAGUUGCAUAAUCACCCAGCAACGUGUAUUACUAUGUGGUUAUGGUGCAGAUAAUUCAUUUACAGACAGUACAUGCACAGAUCAAAAUGGAAUAUCUUUAUCUCUUAUAGAACAUAUUGUAGUAUGGAAAUGGACGGAAUGUCUUCAUCCGCUCCACUAGGUGGCAGCACUGAGAAUGUGGAGGUCCUGGAACAAAAUCAGCGACAGUAGUCACUACUUCCCUUGCGCUGUGGAUACAUGUGGUAUUAUUUAUCUUGGAAUGCAACAGUGUUUCUUGCAAACGGGGAUUGCAAUUAUUUCUCUGAAAUGAAAUGUACUGGCUUCUCAGUAAACCGACUCGUACAAGCCAUGACCGCUGCAGAUUGUUGUCUCCGUCCCUGCAGAUGAUGACCAGCUCUGUCUUUAAAGGAGAGAACAAGACAUCCCCCACAGGGUUCCAGCCUAGAGCUACAAGACCCUAGAAUGAUGACCAGCUCUGUCUUUAAAGGAGAGAACAAGACAUCCCCCCACAGGGUUCCAGCCUAGAGCUACAAGACCCUAGAAUGAUGACCAGCUCUGUCUUUAAAGGAGAGAACAAGACAUCCCCCACAGGGUUCCAGCCUAGAGCUACAAGACCCUAGAAUGAUGACCAGCUCUGUCUUUAAAGGAGAGAACAAGACAUCCCCCACAGGGUUCCAGCCUAGAGCUACAAGACCCUAGAAUGAUGACCAGCUCUGUCUUUAAAGGAGAGAACAAGACAUCCCCCACAGGGUUCCAGCCUAGAGCUACAAGACCCUAGAAUGAUGACCAGCUCUGUCUUUAAAGGAGAGAACAAGACAUCCCCCACAGGGUUCCAGCCUAGAGCUACAAGACCCUAGAAUGAUGACCAGCUCUGUCUUUAAAGGAGAGAACAAGACAUCCCCCACAGGGUUCCAGCCUAGAGCUACAAGACCCUAGAAUGAUGACCAGCUCUGUCUUUAAAGGAGAGAACAAGACAUCCCCCACAGGGUUCCAGCCUAGAGCUACAAGACCCUCAGACAUUAGUUUAACAGAACAAGUUUCUCUGCCCAGAUUGAGACUAGGGGUAAUGUUCCCCUGCUCAGACGUUGCAUUCAUCAACCAAUGGUUGCCUGCCACGCCAUCAACUGUGUCAUCGACUGACAGAUUGCUAUAACAUGAUUUGGUUAGUUGAAACUUAAAAUACAUAUCCAGGCGCUGUGAGAUCAGGUCAGGCGUCAGCAACUUCUGAGCAGAGGAACGCGCCUUACAUUAACUCAAAGUGGAGGGAGGAGAUUCACUGCAUAGCGUUAACCUGAAUCAAAUCAAAAUGGCUGCUGUCGUUUCUUUACCUAUCGUGAGACUCCACAGACUAACAAAGGAUCAACUGUCUCUCGCUGCUCAGAAGAACAAUAACAAACCAGGCAGAAAACCAACAAAUAAGAAGAACUUCACCACCACCAGAGGAAAGAAACAAUCCACAGGAAAAGGAAAUGACUCUGCUGACAGCAACAGUGUUUCUAGCCAGGAAUCGCCGGCCCCUAAGCGGUGGAGUCGCCCCAAGGGAAGCAAAAACAAACCCAAGAUAAGUCUACAACUCUCCAGCGCUAUCUUGAGGCCUGACGAGGUAAAACAAGAGGUGAAACUAGAGAUGGACGAGCUGCCUAUCGGGACAAGAAUUGAACAUUGGUUGAACGCUGUGAAGCCAGAGAGCUACGACCCAGAGAUGGGUAACACCAAGGGACCUACAGAGAGCGACCCCAAGACAGAUGCACAUCACCUGGGUAUCAAGACAGAGGAUGCCCCCCUGUACCACCAGGAUGGAGGGAGACGUCUACGGUCGGCUACCAGCCAGCCGUUCAAUCUGACUGCAUUCCGGUCCGACCCAGAAUGGCGGCCUCGCAACCAGAAGGUCCGCCGGUUUCCGUGCCCAGAUUGUGGACGGAAGUUCUUCUCCAAAACCACGCUGGAGUUCCACUCCCGGAUCCACACACAGUACCGGCCGUACUCCUGCGAGGUGUGCCAUAAGACGUUCUCCCGGAAAGCCGGCUUGGACGAGCACCGGCCAAUCCAUGAUGCGGAACGUCCUUUCACCUGCCUCCAAUGCGGCAGGACCUUCACGUUCAAAUCCAACCUGACCCGCCACAUGCGAUUCCACAGUGAUGCGCAGCCCUACGUCUGCCCCCAGUGCGGCCAAAGCUUCAAGAUCUCCGCCCACCUGAAGCGCCACAUGACGGCCCACAGUGGGUGUAAACUGUACGUGUGCCCGGAGUGCGGCCAGAGUUACAUGAGUUACAUGAGUCUGAAGUAUCACCGGCUGAGCCACACCGGCGAGCGCCCGCUGUCCUGCCCAGAGUGUCCCAUGACCUUUGCCCGACCGCACAUCCUUAUGGUCCACCGGCUGAAACACACCGGGGAGUCGCCUUUCUCUUGCCAGGACUGUGGGAACCAGUUCAAACAGAGGUGCAAGCUGAAAGAACACGUUAGAAGGAAACACACAGGGGAGAAACCUUACAAAUGCUCCGAUUGCGACAAGUGCUUUGUCACUUCGUCGUCCCGUAAUGCACACAUGGUUGUCCACACAGCAGAGAAGCCGUACAAAUGCAUGGAGUGUGGUAUUAGCUACAGUCAGAGUGGGUAUCUAACGCAGCACAUGAGGAGACACACAGGGGAGAAACCAUACAAAUGCUCUGAGUGCGACAAGUGCUUUGUCAAUUCUACGUUGCGUAAAGUGCACAUGGUUGUCCACACAGGGGAGAAGCCGUACAAAUGCACGGAGUGCUGUAGGAGCUACAGUCAGAGUGGGUCCCUGAAGAGGCACAGGUGUAAGAAGAAACCCAGUGGCAGCGUUGUGGCAACACUGGGCAGGGUCAGAGUUCAGCAGGAAACAUCAUCAUUGGCAGAGAGGCCUUCUGAGUGGACUUCUCUAUGGUUGCCAUGACCACAGAUUGUGAGAGUUGGACCAGGCCAGCUGCUACUACCGCUAGAGGGUCAACAGGACGGGCCUCCCGCUGCUCCCCCAACGUCGUCGACACCCCGGGCCUUUCCGCCGCACCAGGAUCCCACGCGUUCCUGCUGGUGAUCAGGGGGUGAGGUUCACAGAGGAGGAAAGGGAUACCCUCAUGAGGUGGAUCCAGGAGAACUUUGGAGAAGAGUCUUUAAUGUUCACCAUGGUGCUGUUCACUGGGGGAGACCAGCUAGAGGGGAAACCAGUGGAGGACAACAGUCAACUGCUACAACUAAUCAGUACCUGCAGGGACAGAUAUCAUGUCUUCAACAACAAGGAGAAAGAUGACCACACUCAGGUCACUGAGCUGCUGGAGAAGAUAGAGGAGAUGGUGGAGAGCAAUGGUGGAAACCACUUCAAUGUCAACACACACCCAGUAAGGGAGAAAGAAGGGUCUGGUGUGGUGGUCACCAUGGUGAUGUUAGUGGCAGUUGGAGCUGUGUAUGGAGCAAAAUACAAGAUGGUGGGAACUUGGAGAGAAACAAAAGUGAAAAUGAAAGGUUGACUCCUGAAAAAUGAUGUGAAAAUCAAUGUAUUCUUAUGACUACAUUGAAUUACAGAGCUUUGAUCUAAGUUUUGGUUAGACUCAUUGUUGACAUUUAUUUACUCCCGUUUUAUGAGUGUGAAUGAUGAUCAUAUGUUAUUAAGGAGAGACAUAAUUGUCAAAACAUAUUGUAUCUGUAUCAUACAUUGCUGUCCAACACAAUUUGUAUGCUGAAAUCAAAUUCAGUAACAAAUCAUGAAAUAAAUUGAGAUUUUUAUGAAAACAAA